Exophiala oligosperma is the source of this 1961-nucleotide messenger RNA. RefSeq lists its product as uncharacterized. NCBI's taxonomy places the organism in Eukaryota, Fungi, Ascomycota, Eurotiomycetes, Chaetothyriales, Herpotrichiellaceae. Gene Ontology annotation, cellular component: nucleus. The record is from RefSeq and is a predicted model, not a curated record. Gene Ontology annotation, biological process: positive regulation of transcription by RNA polymerase II. Gene Ontology annotation, molecular function: transcription cis-regulatory region binding; zinc ion binding; DNA-binding transcription factor activity, RNA polymerase II-specific. The coding region runs from base 155 to 1624 and encodes 489 amino acids. The transcript is spliced from 4 exons.
UUUCCUCGGCAUCUCCACGAAUAUCAUACCACAUGUCACCACGAUCGACGUCCCAUCGAUUCUCGAGCAAUAGAUUGGAGGUGGCCGGCUGUUGACGAUUCGUUCGAUACCCGGAUGAUGCCUUCAAGGACUCGCAGCCGUAGACCGGGCCCAGAUGAUGAAAGCCGAAAAAUCCUGCUGGACCUGCAAGCACCGGAAAAUUGGAUGUGACAAGACCCUUCCAGAAUGUAACAAUUGUCUACGAACGAAUCGAAAGUGCGGCGGCUUCGGCAUCAAAUUAGUCUGGCCUGAAAAGUACGAUGGCCGACGAAAGCCCUCAAUUCCCGCUGCCAGCGGGCAUCUCAUUCAGCGCGGCCAGGAAGUAUUCCCUAGUCUCGCCGUAGACUUUCUCAAUACGACAUUUCAAGAUAUUGCAUUGUCGAAUCAGUACCUUGUGGCCGAAUCUUCGACACAUAUGCCUCUCCUGAGCCUGAAUACGAGGACUUUACCGGCCGUUUCCAACCCCAAUUUCACUCUUGAUGACGGCAGACUGAUUUCGUACUUCGAGGGGAAAUUAGCUCGAAUUAUAACCACCGUAGACGAUGCUCGGAAUGGAUUUCGAAACGAGCUCCUCCCGAUGGCGCUGUCCCAGCAGACCAAGGCCGCACAAAGUCUGCUGGAAAGUAUUCUGGCCCUCUGCGCCUUCCACGUGAGCGGACCCAGUCACGCGUUACGACACAAAGCCCGCGCACUUCGACUUCUGAACGAGUCAUUGCAAACAGAGAUGGAAGGUGACUCGAGCGCAAAACUCGCCGCGUGCAUGAUUCUCUGUGUGUACGGAGUGUUUGACACAACGGACGGCAUGUGGAUGAUUCAUCUCCGCGGGGCAAGAAGUCUGAUGGGAAGUGUCCUGAGUAGCGAUGGCACUGACAAAACACGGCACGAAGUUUCGCCUUUCCUGCGAAGCUGGGUUUUAUACCACGACGUCCUGGGGCAAUUCUCGCAGCUGAAGCGAGACAAGCAAAAUGACAAUCUAGUAAAUCUUCCUUUGUCCUCAGAAGAGAAGACAAUAAUCGUCGGAUCUCUAGGCUGCUCGGAGGAACUAAUGGAGCUGGUCGCAUGCACCAACCAGCUGCGUGGUCAGGCUCGGCACGAUCAAAAUAUCGUGGAUCAGAUCCAAGACCGACUCGAAAAUUUGUCGCAAACCAUCGUUGUCCAGGCUGAAAAGGAUGCUCCGUCUGCCCAAAUCGACGAAGUACGGAUCCAACGUACUGCAGAAUUCUACCAUGUGGCAGCACUCAUAUAUUUUCGUCGACAAAUUCUUCGAGUGUCGUCGCUGUCUCGAUUGAUUCAAGCUCUAGUUGAGUCGGCCCUCCGUUUGAUCGCCGCGAUGGAAAUUUGCACCAGCCCUUGGCCGCUGUUCGUCGUCGCCUGCGAAGUACGAAGUGACGAGCAACGAUUGCAAAUACUCCGGACCUACAAGGAAAUGGAAGUGGCAAGACGAAUUGACAACAUUAUGGUGACGAGGACGAUUGUGGAGGCGCUCUGGAAACAGCAAGAUCUCGCCCUGGACGAGAACAGUAGGGCAAGCAUAGACUGGAGAGACAUGGUUAGUAUGGAUGAGAUGACUCCUUCAUUCAUUUGAUAUCUGCGAAGACCACGAAGGAGGCUGUUUGCUUUUUUUUUUGUUUUUAUAAUUAUAUCGUCGGGCAAUUAACUGGGGUAGGCAUUUUUCCACCCGGAGGCAUGCUUUGCCAGGAGUCUGAAGGCUGGACAUUUUGGGAGGCUCGCCGUUUUUUUGGAUACCUCCGAUCCGUUGUUUACGUGUUAGAUCACAUCUGCAGGAACAUAGAGGCCACUUUUAUGUGAGCCAGACACUACGUGGAGGGUGGCAUUUUGAGUGAUCGGCAUUUAUUCAUGUCGCUAAUGAGAGCAUAUCAUGCAUGAGUGACUGACCAAAUGAGUACGCGCUGUACCGCUGG